Molecule: messenger RNA, 1628 nt
Organism: Cyphomyrmex costatus
Lineage: Eukaryota; Metazoa; Arthropoda; Insecta; Hymenoptera; Formicidae
Product: cytochrome P450 9e2
Exons: 1
Coding region: 65-1567 (500 amino acids)
Molecular function (GO): oxidoreductase activity, acting on paired donors, with incorporation or reduction of molecular oxygen; iron ion binding; monooxygenase activity
Source: RefSeq, a predicted model, not a curated record
AUAUGUAGUUAAGGCUACAUCGAUUUAUCCAACCAAACGUUAUUCAUCGUCCAAGAAAAGCAAAAUGACUGUCAUACUGGUAUCUUUGAUUCUUGGGGCGUUUAUAGCUUUUUACUUUUACCUGACGCGAAAUUACAAGUAUUGGCAAAAACGUGGAAUUCCGUGCGUGGAUGGUGCCUUGCCCGGAUUUGGUAACAUGUUGUCGGUGAUCUUAAUGAGAACGGAUCUUUCUGACUUCUGCUGCAAGAUUUACAAUGAUAACAAGGGUCGCAGCAUGGUCGGUCUCUACGACUUCACGUCGCCAGCGUUGAUGGUCUUAGAACCCGAGUUGAUAAAAACGGUGACACAAACCAAUUUUUCAAGUUUCUCUAAAAACGCCGUUGAUGUUAAUCCUGAAGCAGACCCACUUCUUUCACAUAAUCCAUUUGUCCUUGAUGGUGAGAAGUGGGCGUACAACAGAAAACGCGUGGCUUAUGCAUUCACUCCCAUGCGAUUGAAGAUGCUGUUAGAAAGUGUUAAACAAGUGUGUAUAACAUUCGAAAAAUACAUGGACGAAAAGCUGAACAAUAAACAGACGGAAUUCGAAAUAAAGAGCUUGUUUGCCAGGUACACCGCACAGGUGGUAGCCGCCGCUGGUUUUGGCGUAGAUGGAUUCUGCUUCGAUGACGAGAAAAAGAAUAUAUCCUUCAAAAAACUUGGACAAUCCAUUUUCAAGCCGUCAUUACGAAAUUCAUUUGCGUUCGUUGUCUUCAUUCUGGCUCCAUCAUUAAGUAAAAUCUUUAAAUUAGGCUUCAUUCCAAAGCACGUUGACAAAUUCUUUAGGGAACUGGUUCCAGAACUCAUAGAGCAAAGAAGAAAAGACGGAAUACCCAGAAAUGAUUUUCUUCAUUUGAUGGUUGAACAGGAGAAAGCGGAAGGCGAUAAAUUUGACCUUGAAAUGAUCACGGCUCAUGCUAUGUCGUUCAUCAUUGACGGCUAUGAUACGUCCAGCACUGUUUUGAGCUUCGUUGGAUUUGAUUUGGCCUAUCGUCCAGAAAUACAGGAAAAAUUACGGGAAGAAGUGUUAUCCGUACUUAAGAAAUAUAACGGAGAAAUUACUUAUGAAGGCUUGAACGAAAUGACAUAUAUGGAGCAAGUAUUGAAUGAAACACUCAGAUUGUUACCCGCAGGAGUGAUGAUAAAAAAACGUUGCACGGAAGAGUGCGAACUGAAAGGAUCGGAUGGAAUUACUUGUCGCGUAGAACCCGGAACAGAGAUUUUUAUUCCAGCCCAAGGUCUGCAGAAAGAUCCUCAAUACUGGGAAAAUCCCGAAGAAUACGAUCCUGAAAGGUUUAAUUCGGAAAGGAAAAACAUCGAGAAAUUCGCGUUUCUUCCAUUUGGUGCAGGCCCUCGAAUGUGUCUCGGCAUGAGAAUGGCUCAACUACAAAUGAAGACAGUUUUGACAACAAUUUUAAGAAAAUACAAGAUGGAAUUAUCUCCAAAGACUCAAAUACCUUUAAAAAUGAUCCCUGGUAAUUUUUUACCAACACCGUACGGCGGGCUGUGGGUUUAUUUUCGAAAGCUUUAAAUGUACCUUGUUUUAAAUUUCUUUCUAAUUUUCAACGUCAUAAAUAAUUUUUUAUUGCCGA